Messenger RNA from Danio rerio (zebrafish), 1108 nucleotides. NCBI's taxonomy places the organism in Eukaryota, Metazoa, Chordata, Actinopteri, Cypriniformes, Danionidae. The record is from RefSeq and is a predicted model, not a curated record.
UCCUCCUGCAGUGAAGCUCCUCCUCAUCAGUUCAGCUAAAAAUACUAGACAUUUCACAACAGAAAGAAGACAAAUCUGUUAAGACUGAGAACAUGAGUCGUCCAGAGAACCUGAGUGAUUCAGAAAACAGCAGUGAUCCGGAACCCUGCGGAACUGCACAUGAAGAUACUGAAGAACAAACAGACAAUAAAAAGAAUGAGAAGAGCGAAGACUAUAAAGUUGAAGGUACACACCUUAAUCAACGCAUGAACUCAAUCAAAUGUUGUCAAUGCAGCAAACGAUUUUCUAGACCUUCACACUUUAAGAUGCAUCUUAGAGUUCAUACGAAGGAGAAACCUUAUUCAUGUUCUGAGUGUGGAAAGAGUUUCGUGCAGCAGUCAAGCUUAAGCCUUCACCAGAAGAUCCACACUGCUGUAAAAAAGUAUACAUGCUCUGAGUGUGAGAAGACUUUUAUUAGAGCUGAUUAUUUGAAACGGCACCAGAGGAUUCACACUGGAGAGAAAACGUAUAAGUGUUCACAAUGUGACAAGAGCUUCAGUCAGUUACAAAACCUGAAAAAACACGAGAGGGUUCACACUGGAGAGAAACCUUACAAGUGUUCACAAUGCGACAAGAGUUUCAGUCAGUUACACAACCUGAAAAAACACGAGAUGAUUCACACUAGAGAGAAACCGUACAAGUGUUCACACUGCGAGAAGAGCUUCAGCCAGCCAGGACAUCUGAAGACGCAUGAGAAGAUUCACACUGGAGAGAAACCACACAUCUGUUCACACUGCAACAAGAGAUUCAUUUGUUCAGAAAACUUGAAAACACAUGAGAGGAUUCACACUGGAGAGAAACCGUACAAGUGCUCACACUGCGACAAGAGCUUCAGUCAGUCAGGAUAUUUGAAAACGCAUGAGAGGAUUCACACUGGAGAGAAACUGUACUCCUGUGAUCAGUGUCAGAAGAGUUUCAUACAGUCUGUGCAGCUCAAGAAACAUAUGAAAUUCCACACUGAAGAUAAGCAAAACUCAUGAGAUAAGUGGAGUAAGACUGGAAAGAUUAUUCAAUUGUAUUGUGCAUUUAUUUUAUUAAUAAACUUUUACUCUUUGAUUGAAGGUUCUCU